Messenger RNA from Hypoxylon trugodes, 1380 nucleotides. Its product is annotated as putative O-methyltransferase. NCBI's taxonomy places the organism in Eukaryota, Fungi, Ascomycota, Sordariomycetes, Xylariales, Hypoxylaceae. The record is from RefSeq and is a predicted model, not a curated record. Gene Ontology annotation, molecular function: O-methyltransferase activity. Bases 1 to 1191 code for a protein of 396 amino acids. The transcript is spliced from 3 exons.
AUGGAGAAUUACCAAGCUACAUUAAACAGGCUCGACGCCUUCACUCCCGCCGACUUCAAGGGCCAUGAAGUCGAGAGGCUACAUCUGCUAGAUACCGCACGCAAAUUACUCGCUCGUCUGGAAACAAUCGAAGAAAGGGUUUAUAACCUUACUUUCCAUCCGCCUACUCUAUACGCGGCGAUGAAAACAUGCGUAGACCUUGGUAUUUGGAGGGGAUGGAUGGCGGUGGGCGGAGGAGAGAAGUCGCUCAAAGAACUAGCUGAAUUAGCUGACAAGGAUUGCGAUUUGAACUUACUUCGACGCCUUCUUCGCCUUCUUAGCGCUUCGAAUAUCAUCGAGGAGACUGGAGAGGAUAGGUAUAAGCCAACUCCUCUUUCCCUAGCCUUGGGCGACAAAUCUUCUCCUAUUCCACUAGCCACCGUUGCCAAAACAUAUCUCUGGGACCCAUCUCUUAUCAACCUGCCAUUAUUCCUUGCUAAAACAUCCUACCGCGAGCCCGAAGACGCAAAAUACACGAACAUCAACGAUGGGACGCCAGAAGGGUUGACGUUCUUCGAGAGGAACGAAACCAAGAAAAUCUACCAGGAUACCUUUAGCGCGUACAUGGAUAUGUGGAUAGCUUACCGACUCCCAUGGCCUCAGUUCUACGACACGACUGCCCUGCUGAACGGUGCGGAUCUAUCGGCUGGUCCGCUUAUUGUAGAUAUUGGUGGUCAUCAUGGUCAUGAUCUUCUUAGGGUUUUGGAUAAACACCCGAAUCUGCCUGAUGGUUCUCUUGUGAUCCAGGAUCUUCCGGAAGUUCUUACGGACUCGAAACUUAGCACCCCAAAGAUCAAGCUUAUGCCGCAUAGUUUCUUUGAUGUUGAACCUGUCCACGGGAGCCGAGCGUAUUUCUUCCAUGGCAUAUUCCACGAUUGGCCCGACGCGACUGCCAUCCAAAUCCUACGUAAUCUCAUACCGGCGAUGAAGAAAGGAUACUCGAAGCUUCUUAUCUGCGAUGUGGUGCUGCCGCCUACGGGGACGAAUAUUUACCAGGCGACUAUGGAUAUCAAUAUGAUGGCACAUCUCUCCGCGUAUGAAAGAUCUGAGAGUAGGUGGAGGAAGUUGAUUACUGAAGCCGGGUUUAACGUCAUUAAGAUAUGGAUGGAUGCGCGUAGAUACGAGGGUGUGAUUGAAGCAGAGUUGGCUUGAAUGAAGACAUGGGCUUCGUGGGGUGGGGGAAUUGAAUGAUGUGGAAAAGGGGUUGGGUGGUCAGAUAAGCAUGCUCUCAACAGCGAUUUAGUUCAGGGUUUCAACACAGAAUAAUUAAGAUGGAAUGACUGGUACAAUUGUCCAAUCGUAAAAUAUUGAUCGAAUAUGAUGAGAUUUACGUGAUGUUGU